Messenger RNA from Ipomoea triloba (trilobed morning glory), 777 nucleotides. RefSeq lists its product as uncharacterized. Lineage: Eukaryota; Viridiplantae; Streptophyta; Magnoliopsida; Solanales; Convolvulaceae. Gene Ontology annotation, cellular component: mitochondrial large ribosomal subunit. Bases 51 to 434 code for a protein of 127 amino acids. The record is from RefSeq and is a predicted model, not a curated record. The transcript is spliced from 2 exons.
CUCCCAGUCUUGAGGAGAGAGAGAGAGCAAAGAGAAGGCGGCAAAAAGAAAUGUUGAAAUUUCUAUCAAAGGUGAAAAUUGAGUUCAAUGCGAUCGACCCGCGCAUCGCGUCAUGUAUGGAGUUCUUAGCCCAAUGCAACGCCCCAAAGGCAAAGGAGUCCAACCCGGCUUGUCAAAUCCAGGUGAAGCGCCGCACCGAUGACCACCUGCCACAGAUCACUGUCACCUUCGUCAACGGCAUCGAGCAAACGUAUGAUGCCACUUCUACCCCCGCCCAAAACAUCCGCACCAUGAUUCUCGAGAAGGGGCAGUAUCUCGAGACAGAGCAGAUGUUCCGUGAAGCUGGCGAGAAGUGGCCCGUUGUUAUUCCUGUAGAAGAGCUCAACCAACCAUUCCUUGGAAUCAAGCCACGGAAAGCAGAAGAGAAAAAGUAGUGAUUGCCAUUGCAGAUACUCUUUGCUUAGUCUUGGUCUUGGGUAACUCUGACAGUCAAGAAGAUGAUCCUUCAAAGGGGUGUAAUUCUUGAGGAUUAAGUGCUCUGGAGUGUACUAUCUUCAUUGCUUCAGAACAUCCCCAUUUCAGCAUGCUUGUUUUGUGGAAAUUUUCAACCUAAACAGUUUAUUGCAGUGUCAUGUAGGCUUGCUGCAAUGUUGUGAAAUGGUCAAACAAUCAUCCUUGCUUUUCUUUCUCAGCCUAAUUGUAUUUGUGUAUAACAAUGAUAUCUUUUUGGCUGUUACCAUGAUAAUAAACUAAUAUGGCCCCUUAAUUUUUAUUUUA